Brassica rapa (field mustard) is the source of this 5044-nucleotide messenger RNA. RefSeq names its product F-box/FBD/LRR-repeat protein At3g52680-like. Gene Ontology annotation, molecular function: protein binding. Lineage: Eukaryota; Viridiplantae; Streptophyta; Magnoliopsida; Brassicales; Brassicaceae. The record is from RefSeq and is a predicted model, not a curated record.
UUUUAAAAAAAAAAAUCACACAUGAAUCAAGGUUGUGACUUCUGUUUUAAUAUAUAAGAUUGAGUUAUACAUAAUAUUGAUAAAAUAUGUUUACAUAUCUAAUGUAACAAUCAACCUAAAUGCAAAUAACAAAAUUAAUCAAAAAUAUAAUUUAUUUUAAACUUUAAUUUGGAGAAGUAGAUAGAUUUGGACAUUCGGAUCUUGGGGUCUGGUUUGGUUAGUGCAUAUCGGGUCCGGAUCUUUCGAGUCCUAGACAGUUGUUCCUAACUAGUCCGACUAGGUAUUUAAUAAUGUUCAGUUCGGUUUGAUCCCUUUCAUGUUCGGGUUGGUUCGAGUCCAUAAGUAAAAUACAUGUAGUCUAUGUUUUCCCAAUUGACACUCUUCAACUUGCAUCCAUUUAAGCGGAAUCUUGGAGAAAAGCUAACGAAAAAGAGGAAGAGGACAAGGAUCAUGAGGACCCUCCUACUUCAGAGGUUCAGACAGUGCCCCCUUGGAUAUUUCGAUAUGUACCUGCCAAAUUGAUACUUCAUUGAUUGAUAAUAGCAAUGUAGUGGCUUAGGGUGGGGUUUUAAAGAUCAAAUUGGUUCGAAUCUUUCGGAUUACGGGUGUGCAACAGAAGCCUCUCAGAGAUGGAAAUUUUAUUAUGGGCAACUCCAUGCAUGAGAGACAUGAGGAUAACCUCGAUCCGGUUCCAGACAAACUGAUUAGAUCUAUUGGAUAUGACUGCGAACCCGAUGGAUUGGCCAGCAUUCGCGUCAAAAAUUGAAUUGUUCCAUAGACUACAGGAGGACUUCGAGACCGUGAACCUGACUCAUAUUCCUCCAAGUAGGAAUGGUUGGACGGAUUCAAAGCAAGAACCAGAGGUUGUAUUUUCUCCCAUAUAGAUCAAACAUGGACAUGCAGAAAUGUUCUUCGGAAAAUCGGUACGUUUGACCAGCACGUGAUCUAGUUUAAACGGGAAAGAAAUAAGAGAAGGCAUGGAGAGCAGCAACAUCCAUAUAGUCUGUUGAUAAAGACAAUUGAUAAGACUGUGACGAACAGAUUAUCUACCAUUAGGCGCCAGGGUGAUCAAAAGAUGGAGGAGGGCCUUAGAAUUUGGUUUGGAACAAGAUGAUAUGUAAAGAGGAGUUUAUACUUUCUUUAUCAUUCUAACUCAUAGUUACAUCAUAUGUAAAACAGUUUUUUGGAUGAAUAAAAUUUAACAUUUAUUCAAAAAAAAGAAUGGCCUCUAGUCAAUCAAAAAUAUUUAAAUCAACAUAAAAAGGAGAACUAAAAAAAAACAAAACUCGAACAAGUUAAUGACUCACACAAACUCAACAACAACUACAUUGAUCAAAAGUUCAAAAGCUCAAUCAAGUACUUCUUAAGAUAAGGAUGACCUCUUCUCGGAUCAUACCUACUUUUGAAGCUAAGCAGGAAAUCUUCAAUAUAUCACAUUAAAGAUAUAUACAAGUUUCCAUCAAUUUUUGUUUGUCAUAAAAUGCAUCAUCUUUUGAUAUAAGACUUUUCUCUCUAGAAAAAGUACUUCUUUGUAUAAAAAGUAUGGUGAAAAUGAAACUCUACUUCUCUUCAGAUUUAGACUCAACAUUUGGAGUCCAUAAUAACUGGACAUGAUGUAGGAAGCAAUAGGAUCUAUUGAUGAUGGUUUAUGUAUAUUUCUUGGCUCCGUAUCAUUUCAUGGUCUAAAAAGGACAAUCCACACAGUCUCACAAGUUUAUCUCUUUAUGUUUCAAACUGGGGGUGAAUUAUCCACCCACUUUGAAUGUGAAAUUUUAUAAUAACACUAUAACCAAAAUCCUCCACUUUAUCAAGAAAUUCUAAUUCAACAUCAGAAAUGCAAAGUGGGUUAACCAAAAAAAUAAAAGCCCAAUAAACAUUAAUAAUAGUUAUAUUGACCAAAAGUACAAUUUUAUCCAUACAAAACUAGUACAACGAGUACGACAAAAACACCUCAUCAAACACAUAUUUCAAAAUAUUUAUGGUUUACUCUUGAAUUAUAAACUUUGAAUUGGAAUUGACACAUGUCAUCUUUCUAUAUUAUUUUGUUAAUAAAUCGAUAUACUCGAAUCUAACUAUAUAAAUAAGAAUGUAAAAUUAGAUUAUUUUCUUUAAAAUCUACAACGGUUACAUUGACCAAAAGUAUAACAUCUUAUCCACACAAAACUAGUAUAACGAGUACGAGUAAAACACGUCAUCAAACGAAGAUUGCAAACAGAUAUGGUUUACCCUCAGAUCAUGAAUCUUGAGUUGGCAUUGACAUAUAUCCUCUUUGUACUUAUAUAUAUAUAUAACAAUUUACUCGAAUCUAACUAAAUAAAUACAAAGAAAUCCUAAAUAAUUUUCUUCAAAUCUUUUCAUCCUUUUUAAGUUUUUUUUAUGGUAUCAGAGCCAUGAAUGAUUUUUCCAAUUUUUUCUCUGCUUAGAUACCGAUGGUUCGUCUUAAAUAUGUUAUAUGUCCAGAGACCACCAACUGAAAAAAAAAAUCUGCAAUUGACAACAUGAAAUCUUAAUAAUUGGAGUCUUUUACUUGUUUAGAUUUGAUUUGUGCAAGCCAAUUUUUGGGUAAAAAUAUCUUCAAAUAGCAGUGCAUUAAUCUGAAGGAUUUUACUAGCAACAACCAUUGAAAAAGUAAUUUUUUUUCCAAAGAGAAGUGUCAUGGCUGAAGAGAUGAAUAUCGGUCAGCUGGAUGAAAAUUUGAUUCUGAAAAUCCUUUCUUUAGUUCCAAUAAAAACUGUCGUGUCAACGAGUGUCUUGUCUAAAGAAUGGCAGUCUCGUUGGAAGUCGGUGCCAAAACUGAAGUUUAAUUCUGAGGACUACCAGAGUGAACACCAAACAUUUUCAGAGACUGUGUACAAGUCUCUCCUUUCAUAUGAACCUGAGGUUCUAGAUAGUUUUCAUCUCAGCUUUGGAUCAGAUAAAGCUGAUGCAGUAGAUGUUGUACAUUGGAUUAAAACAGCGUUUGCUCUACAUUUGCGUACAUUGGUACUCGAAUUUCUCAUCUAUCCAUACGAGGUCGACGAGUUCAUAUUUACGAGUAGCUUGUGUACUUGUGAUACACUAGUGACUUUGAAACUCGGAAGUCUUAUUCUUGUAGAUAUCCCUGCACCGGGUUCGAUGAAGUCUCUUAAAACGCUGCAUCUUUUUUAUGCGUUCUACACAAACGAUGAAUCUAUCUGUAACCUUUUAUCUGGCUGUCCUAGACUUGAAGAACUCGUUGUGGAACGAUCUUGUGAACACAGUGUGAAAUUUUUCACUAUCAAAGUCCCUUCUUUGCAGAUAUUAAGGAUUUAUGAUUACAAUGAUGAGGACGAGUUCGUUGGAUAUGUGAUAGAUACUCCUUCUUUGAAAUACUUAGAGAUUGGAUACUUAGGAUGUCCACAGUUUUCUCUGAAUGCACCGGGGCUGGUGGUGGCAUAUAUUGGUAGAGUUUCUAAUGUAAUCAGUGAAUCUCUCGUUUCAGUCAGACGUCUUGUCUUGAAUGUAUCAACUUCGAUGACUAUAUAUCCUCCUACUGGAUGUAUCUUCUAUCAACUGGUGUAUCUACAGAUAUAUACGCAUGAACCAGGCUGGUAUGAUCUACUUACGUGGAUGCUCGAACAUUCACCGAAACUACAAGUCCUGAAGCUCGUUGGUAAAUAUUGGAUUAAUCCUGACUAUCAUGUUCUCGGCUGGGAAUGGAAUAAGCCAAAGUCUGUCCCUGAAUGUUUGUUGUCACAUCUAGAGACAUUUGUGUGGAGCAGAUACGAUUGGAAAGGAGAAAAGGAAGAAGAAGUGGCUACGUAUCUUCUAAAGAAUGCAAGAGGGUUGAAGAAUGCGACUUUCUCUACAGGUCCCAUUGAACCGGGCCAGCUUGACAAGUUGAAACAGAGAUGUAGGACGCGCAAAAAAUUGGAUGGUGUGCUCAAGGCUUCUAAUACAUGCCACCUUGUGUUCAAGUUUGAAUGAUUUUUAUUAUGUAUUGGACUCUGCUAUACUUACAAUAUAGAGAGUGAACAAAAUAUGGUGCUUCUAGACUUUUUAAAACAGCUUUCUCAAUUUUAUUCCUUUUGCUUUUGAUUUUGCUAUGAUGAUGCAUUCUUAUAUACAUUAUAACCUAUUUAAACUAAUGCUCUAUAAAUUAAUAUACACUAAAAAUCUGUAUAAAAUAAUAUAAUUUUAUAGUUCUAAAUUGAGCUUUUGGUUCAAUUAGUAUAUCGAUAAAUUAAUAUCUCUUUAAAUUAAUAAAAAAUUAUAGUUUUGGUUUUGUCCAAACAUUAUUAAUUUAUAGAGGUUUCACUUUUUUUUUUGAAUUGAAUGUUAAAUUUAAUUCAAAGAAAAAAAGACUGUUUUACAUCAUGUGUGACCAAAGCUAAAGAUUAUAAACCUCUCCUCCUUUUUUAAUCUAUGAACUCAAAGAAUUUCAAGUCUAUCUAGAGACAAACCAAAAUGUCAUUCCUUCAGCCAACUCCUUAUCUCCUCUUCUUUGCAAAGUGGUGAAUCUGUUUCUCAUGUUCUUGUCCAGUCUCUUAGUCAAUACCACACUUGGAGACGGGAGUUCAUUGUGUUUCCUUCGGUUCCUUUCCAUCCAAAUAGCAUGACUGUCGACUGCAGUAUGUAUCUUGAUACAAAGAUUUUAACCUCACUCCAGUUUGAACCCUCCAUGAGAAGACUAGUUAUCGUUUCCCACUCCAUAGUGAAUUGACUCUCCAUCACCCCUUUCAUUAAGGCUUCCCAAAUAUGCGCUGAGUAAGGGCACUUGAAAAACAAAUGAUCUGCAGUCUCCAAUGGUUCUUGGCACAGAACACAUGAUGCAUCAACAUUAAUGUUCCAAUCUCCCGUCGAUAGUCUACCCCGCAUCGCCAUCCAAGUCACAAAGGAGUACUUCGGGGUAGCAUGUUUGAACCACACAACCGAAGACCAAGAACAUAAUAGGUGCUUCUCUCUGAUACAACUCCACGUCUCACUUGUCAAGAACCUUUUCUUGUAUUUUCCUUUUUCAUUCUUCCAUAACGAUAUGUCUUCUUCUUGUGACCAAUUCUCUUUAAUUGGAACUCUAUGACGCCUC